Molecule: messenger RNA, 1459 nt
Organism: Hippocampus zosterae (dwarf seahorse)
Lineage: Eukaryota; Metazoa; Chordata; Actinopteri; Syngnathiformes; Syngnathidae
Gene: anxa5b
Product: annexin A5b
Exons: 13
Coding region: 205-1158 (317 amino acids)
Biological process (GO): negative regulation of coagulation
Cellular component (GO): cytoplasm
Molecular function (GO): calcium ion binding; calcium-dependent phospholipid binding
Source: RefSeq, a predicted model, not a curated record
CUUGCGCUCACCGGGGUGUGGCGUGUCUACUCACUCGCACGCCCAAAAGAGUUUUUCCGAACGGAUUUCAGCUUAUCGUCCUUCUUGUCCUCCUAGUCUUCUCUUGCUUCAUCUCGCCGCUUUUCUCCGUGCACUCACCGGGUGUGACAGCUGCAGCUCUUCGAACGUCUUCUCAAAGAAAAAAAAACAACCACUCCAGUCAAAAUGGCCAGCCGAGGAACCGUGAAAGCAAGCGCCAACUUCAACGCCAGCGCCGACGCUGAAGUUCUGUACAAGGCCAUGAAAGGCCUGGGGACGGACGAGGAAGCUAUCUUGCAGCUGCUGACGGCGCGCAGCAACGCCCAGCGUCAGCAGAUCGUCACUACCUACAAAACGCUCUUUGGAAAGGAUCUGAUACAAGACCUGAAAGGGGAGCUUGGGGGUAAAUUUGAGACGCUCAUCGUGGCACUGAUGACCGCGCCCCUCGCCUACGACGUCACGUCACUUCGCAAUGCCAUCAAGGGGGCAGGCACCGAUGAGAAGGUGCUGGUGGAGAUUCUGGCCUCCAGGACCGCUCACCAGGUGAAGGACAUCGUAGCCGCCUAUAGACGAGAGUACGAUGAUGAUCUGGAGGAAGACGUGUCAGGAGACACCUCAGGUCACUUCAAGAGGCUCCUGGUCAUCCUGCUCCAGGCCAACAGGCAGACUGGUGUCCAAGAGGCAAACAUCCAGACUGAUGCUGAAGUCCUGUUCAAGGCCGGCGAGCACAAGUUCGGCACCGACGAGCAGACGUUUGUUACCAUCCUGGGAAAUCGCAGCGCCCAGCACCUCAGGAAAGUCUUUGACGCCUACAUGAAGCUGUCAGGGUACGAGAUGGAAGAGAGCAUCAGGAGGGAGACAUCCGGAAGCCUCAGAGAGCUGCUGCUCGCUGUUGUGAAGUGCGCCAGGAGCGUCCCGGCCUAUUUUGCUGAGACUCUGUACCACGCAAUGAAGGGUGCAGGAACCGACGACAACACAGUGAUCCGAGUGAUGGCCACUCGCAGCGAGGUGGACUUGUUGGACAUCAGAGCAGAAUUCAGGAGGAUGUUUGCCUGCUCCCUCCACUCCAUGAUCAAGGGUGAUACUGGCGGCGACUACCGCAAGGCCUUACUCCUCCUCUGCGGAGGGGAUGAUGCGUAACCGUGGCAACAGUGGCCAAAUCAAAUCCCACCUCCUGCAGUUUUGGGAGACGACCGAGCUCGUUCGAAGUUACUCACCGCACAAAUGCAUCACAUUGGGAUGCUGACAGAUGAGCCGUCGGGUACUUUUGAAAAUUUCAUAGCCAAUCUUGGAAAGGUAGCUAACGUUUCAGUUUCACGUCCAUCCCGCUUUUUAACAGACGGUCCGCUAAUUUCACGAAUGAUCCCAUUUCCAUGUUUGCUCCUGUUUGUUUGAAAGCUGACUCGGUAAUAAACUUUUCAAUUGAUGAAGUACAAUCAAA